GGGGGCAAUUGCAUGCAAACGCAGUCCUGACGAUCUAACUCACUCCACAGCUCUUGUGAGCUCAGAAACCUAUUGUUUUAUUUUCCCGUAUCGCAUCCCUCAACAAUAAGGUAGAGGUUUAAAUAAUGGUGGGACUGUGGACCAAGAGGGUGAAGUCAAAUUAUGAGUUGGAGUCAGAAUGGAGGGCUCUAAUGAUGCUGAUACACAAUGCAGGCGAUCAUUCCGGCCGCUACACAGAACUUGUGUCAUUGUUUCUGAAGAAAUCCAUGUUCAUAUUUUCACAUGAUCACAUUGGCCAUGGACAGAGUGAAGGGAAUCGUCUUUGGGUGUCCGAUUUCAGAAUAUAUGUCCGGGAUUGCGUACAGCAUCUUGAUAUGAUGAAGAGAAAAUUCCCACGUCUUAAGAUUUACAUAUUUGCAGUUUCCAUGGGAGCAUUGGUUGCAACCUAUGUUUUCUAUGACAGACCACUUGACAUUUCUGGGUUGAUUUUUAUUGCGCCUUUGGUGUUAAUGAACCCCACAUCAGCUACACCUGGCAAGAUGUUCUUCUCCAAAAUGGUGAACCACCUGUUGCCAAAUGCUCCUCUGGGUUACAUCGAUCCCCGCGCAACAUCGAGAGACGAAGCCCAGGUGGAAGACUACAUAAAUGACCCUCUCAACUGCCACGUACCUGUCAGGGUACGAUUCGCUUUUGAAGUGUUAACUGCACUGAGCAAAGUCGAGAAAGUAUUUCCCAUCAUCACAGUGCCAUUGCUGAUAUUACAUGGUGAAAUGGACAAACUGUCUGAUGUCAGGGGGUCCUAUAUCAUGUAUGGAAAAGUAGCCAGCACAGACAAAACAUUUAAGGUCUUCAAUAAUUGUUUUCAUGAGCUCCAAAACGAGUUGCCAGAAGUGGUUGCUGAAGUUAUGCUCCUGAUUGAUAAAUGGCUGGAGGAAAGAUUACCAAAGCCACAGGAAGUCAAUAUUUAACAUGAAACUGCGAAGCAUAAAGAGGAAGCGUUUCAUUUACCUUAGGGUUGAAUACACUUGGGGUAAAGAGGGUGAAGGGAGUUCAACCAAUUCCAAACCAUCUAAGCAACAAAAUAAAAGCUUUUUGAUAAAAGGAAUUUCAUGGAAAAAGAAACAUCUGUUCAUCGACUUAGCAUGCUGCAGAACUUUACGAUUCGAUACAACCA
This is a messenger RNA of Stegostoma tigrinum, 1174 nucleotides long. RefSeq names its product monoglyceride lipase-like. Gene Ontology annotation, molecular function: lipase activity. Gene Ontology annotation, cellular component: membrane. The record is from RefSeq and is a predicted model, not a curated record. Bases 126 to 968 code for a protein of 280 amino acids. The transcript is spliced from 8 exons. Lineage: Eukaryota; Metazoa; Chordata; Chondrichthyes; Orectolobiformes; Stegostomatidae.